Messenger RNA from Rubroshorea leprosula, 536 nucleotides. The record is from the annotation of a GenBank genome assembly. NCBI's taxonomy places the organism in Eukaryota, Viridiplantae, Streptophyta, Magnoliopsida, Malvales, Dipterocarpaceae.
CGUCGGCGGUUACUGGUUGCCGGUGAAACCACUAGGCAUCUUCUUCUCCGUCAUCUCUUCUUUCUCCAGAUGCAAAAGCUCCUUCCGCGGCCGCUCUCAACACCACCGCUCUGGUUCAUCUCUCGUUUUUUCUCUGAAACUGCUUACGACCCACCAUUCUCCCCAAUCUCCAAGCCACCAAAGCCUCCCAAAUCCAAACCCACCAAGAUUAACCAGAAACAUUCCGACUCCGCCAAAGCGACAAAACUGCCGCCUCUUAAAUCGGACCUUCCCUUCGACUUCAGGUACUCCUAUUCAGAGACCGACCCGAAUCUUGAACCAAUCGGGUUCCGAGAGCCUAAGAGGUUCUCUCCGUUUGGUCCAGGCAGGUUAGACAGGGAAUGGUCGGGGACCUCGGCUCCGAUACGGGCGGAGGUAGAUCAACGGCGGUUCGAGGAGGAGAGAAAUCGGGUUCUUGGCGAACCAUUGACAGAGGACGAGGUUGCGGAGCUAGUUGAAAAGUAUAGGCACAAUGAUUGUGCUAGGCAAAUAAAUCU